AUGGCGUGGCCCCAGAGCGCGUGUGCCUCCGCUGGCCACGCGCUACCCCCCCGCGCUGGAUCCACGGCCCCUACCCCCUCUCCUCUGCUCCAGGGCGCGCCCACCAUGCACGCCGCCGCCGCCUUUGGGGCCGCUGUCGCGCCCGCCGCGCGGGCCGCCGCCUCCCUCGCCGCGCAGGCCGUUGCGCCCAGGGACUCCGCGCGGGCCACUGCCUCCCUCGACGCCGCAUGGCUUGCAUUCGGGAUGCCCCCCACGGCCGCGCCAUUCGCCGCCAACGCCUUCAGCGGGCAGCCGAUCGCUGCCGGCGCGCCCACCGCGCACGCCGCCGCCGCCUUUGUGGCCACUGUCGCGCCCGCCGCUCGGGCCGCCGCCUCCCUCGCCGCCACGCACGCCGCACAGGCCGUUGCGCCCAGGGACUCCGCGCGGGCCACUGCCUCCCUCGACGCCGCGUGGCUUGCAUUCAGGAUGCCCCCCGCGGCCGCGCCGUUCGCCGCCAACGCCUUCAGCGGGCAGCCGAUCGCCGCCAGUGCUGCUACUGCCGGAGCUGCUCCCCUGUUCGCGCAGUCCUUCAGCGCCAUGGAGCAGACGCCGCCUUUCGGCCACAUUGUUAAGGCCGUCUAG
Panicum virgatum (switchgrass) is the source of this 621-nucleotide messenger RNA. RefSeq names its product antifreeze protein Maxi-like. NCBI's taxonomy places the organism in Eukaryota, Viridiplantae, Streptophyta, Magnoliopsida, Poales, Poaceae. The transcript has 3 exons. The record is from RefSeq and is a predicted model, not a curated record. Bases 1 to 621 code for a protein of 206 amino acids.